Xyrichtys novacula (pearly razorfish) is the source of this 155-nucleotide messenger RNA. The record is from the annotation of a GenBank genome assembly. NCBI's taxonomy places the organism in Eukaryota, Metazoa, Chordata, Actinopteri, Labriformes, Labridae.
GUGUGGAGCUGAGUGUGGUGAGGGUGGUUCCUGCAGCUCUGAGGAGCUUUUCUCUGCAGCACAGCCAGAAAGCAGAGAGGGAGGCUUGGGCACAGCUUCAGCUACCUCCAGGGCUGAGGAACCAAGCCAGCAUGAAGGAGACACAGGGUGCUAAG